AAUGUUUAUUUUAAGCAGAACUGAAAAUAAUGAAAAUUCCCUUUUAUACAGUAAUAGGGCCAUUAGUAAGAAAAAAUAAAGUUUUUGUGAACAAUAUUUGUUCCAAUCCUGCCCUGGCUAUAGCUCCAAUAUAUGUUGGUGUGUUAGGAAUUUUAGGUGUUGGGUUGAGUUUAUUUGAUAUUUUAAGAAUUAUCAAAUGUGGACCUACUUUACCGAGAUAUUUGUCAAGAGAAAGAAUUAAAAAUGAGAAAAUAAUAACAGCCGAAGCAGAAAGAGACUUUAAACUUAUAUGUUUGGUUUUGUCAACAGAAUAUUACUUAUUUUUACUGAUUGGAUUAUUCACGGACAAUCCAAUCUUCUUUAUGCCCUUUUUAUGCCUUUACACUGUAAUAAUAUUAUUGGAAAUAGUAGUAUUUAUAACAAGAAUAUUUCUUGAUGGCUUUCAUUUCCAAAAACGUCAAAUCAUUAUGACUGGUUUUAUGGUAUAUAAUUGGCUGUCUGUCUUCUGUACUUUUGCUAGAUCAAUGUCUUGUUGUGACCUGUAAAUUAUAGAGAAAUCACGGUUAUAUUAAAAAUUUAUAUGCUUAAUA
Molecule: messenger RNA, 590 nt
Organism: Sitophilus oryzae (rice weevil)
Lineage: Eukaryota; Metazoa; Arthropoda; Insecta; Coleoptera; Curculionidae
Exons: 3
Coding region: 30-545 (171 amino acids)
Source: RefSeq, a predicted model, not a curated record